GUGCAUGCAUUACUUGCAUGUAUUUAUUUAUUUUACCAAUGACUCCGUUUAGCCGCAGUUUUCUUCCCUGUUUUAUGAAACUCCUAACCCGAUAUCCGUGUCGCAAUACACGGGAGUCAUUCUGUCGUUUCUCCAGUUAUGUAACACAGCAGCAGCCGCAGCGGGGCCCCGGAGCUCCUUUGUCCGCCUCAGUGGACGCGCACGGCGGCGUGACGGUGUGCAACCUGCCCGCUGACGUCACCGAAGCUGCCUUCAGUGAGCUUCUGCGUGAGUCUGUGUGUGUGUGGCGCUCUGAGGGCCGUGUGGCUGUCUGGCUGCGUGUUCCGCUCUGUCGGAGUCGUCUAGCCGAGGCCGCGGCACUGCAGGGUUUUACCUUCCACCACACAGUUCGGGACGAGGCCGUGCUCAGUCUGUGGAUGGGGGAUGGAGAGAGUCGCCUGCCCAACUACGCAACACACCAGGUUGGAGUUGCAGGUGCUGUUGUGAACCAGUCCAAUGGUAAAGUCCUUGUUGUUCAAGACAAGAACAGGGCCAAGAAUAUGUGGAAGUUUCCUGGUGGAUUGUCUAAUCCUAGUGAAAAUGUUGGCGACACUGCAGUCCGUGAAGUAUUUGAGGAAACUGGCAUCCGAUCUGAAUUCCGAUCUCUUGUGAGUAUCCGUCAGCAGCACCACCACCCUGGAGCAUUUGGGAAUUCGGAUAUGUAUCUGAUAUGCCGUCUCGCGCCAGUAACGUACGAGAUCAACUUCUGCAAGCAUGAGUGUUUACGUUGCGAGUGGAUGGAUUUGGCAGAACUGGCCAAAAUUAGUGACGCUGCACCCAUAACGAGCCGCAUCGCCAAACUGCUCCUGUUCGGACUACAAAACGGAUUCGAGAACAUCGAUCUAAGCAUGGAGGAAUUGCCUGCUGUAUACACCGGAUUAGUUUAUCAGAUUUAUCACAGGAAAAUUCCGGAGCGGUAUAAAUAA
Molecule: messenger RNA, 965 nt
Organism: Ictalurus furcatus (blue catfish)
Lineage: Eukaryota; Metazoa; Chordata; Actinopteri; Siluriformes; Ictaluridae
Gene: nudt6
Product: nudix (nucleoside diphosphate linked moiety X)-type motif 6
Exons: 5
Coding region: 18-965 (315 amino acids)
Molecular function (GO): NADH pyrophosphatase activity; ADP-ribose diphosphatase activity; NAD binding
Source: RefSeq, a predicted model, not a curated record